Molecule: messenger RNA, 2556 nt
Organism: Eleginops maclovinus (Patagonian blennie)
Lineage: Eukaryota; Metazoa; Chordata; Actinopteri; Perciformes; Eleginopidae
Gene: ruvbl1
Product: RuvB-like AAA ATPase 1
Exons: 11
Coding region: 973-2343 (456 amino acids)
Biological process (GO): box C/D snoRNP assembly; regulation of transcription by RNA polymerase II; chromatin remodeling
Cellular component (GO): Ino80 complex; NuA4 histone acetyltransferase complex; R2TP complex
Molecular function (GO): DNA helicase activity; ATP hydrolysis activity; ATP binding
Source: RefSeq, a predicted model, not a curated record
GAGAAGCCGAGGUCCAGCGUGAUACCUCUUUCCCGGGACUGCGGGUUCUUGUCGAAGGCAGCCGUGGAGGCGGUACUGCUAAGUGCCCUGGCAAGCGAUGUCUUCCCGCUGUCGACAUGUCCGAGCACCCCGACGUUGAAAUUCAAAGUUUUUCUCCGACUGUCAGCAGACUCUGACAUUUCUACACCGGUUGGAUGUAAUUGCAACCGGCUUGCGAAUUGUGUUUACUCCCAGCUGGACCUUGAACCCAGCUCCAGUGUCAAACUGAGUUAUUUGCUGUCCUUUCAUUCGUUGACACACGCUUGUUAAACAAAAACAACUUCAACAACAUGCUUUUGUUAUGAGUCGGUGGUUAAAAAACACAUACAGGUAUAAAUAAGACUUUAAAGUUACUCUAGCCUGAAAACAGUUGAGAGAAACGUCUUCGUCGUUGUCAGUAGUACUCGGGACAACAUGGUAAAGCGGAACGGUUGUGUUCAGGACCAAACAAAGAUAAAACAGCGGUAAACUGACCUGACAUAAAAUACACUUGAUUAAAACUUGAAUCUAAAAUUUCAUUGGUGUAAUGAGUAGUAAUCAGUAAGUUCUGCAUUCAUUUGAGACUCUUAUUUACACUUUGACAAGUUCUAGCAGUUUCUACUACGACAAUACAAUUGAAACACAAGCGGAAAUGAAAACUGCCAUGGGCGGGAUUACUUCGACGACAAUGAUUGACGUGGGUUUCAGCCAAUCAAGGUGUUGCAUUAGUCGGAAUCGACCAAUAGACUUACUUGCCAGUGUAAAUAGGCGGGACUUUAGAGGAUCACUUCCGCUAAUUUCCCCUAGUUACCCACAUGGAAACCAAUUUCCCUGUGUUUUGAGUUUCGGCGCCGAUUGCAGCAGUGAGGAUAACCUGAGUCACGGGAGGUAUUUUAUUCACAGUAAACCUGCCUUGCAGUUUUUACUCCCCAUAUUUGUAAAGUAACAGUAACUAUGAAGAUCGAGGAGGUAAAAAGCACAACAAAAACUCAGCGGAUCGCCACUCACAGUCACGUCAAAGGACUCGGGCUAGACGAGGCCGGGAAUGCUAAACAAUCAGCAUGUGGUCUGGUCGGCCAGGAGGCUGCAAGAGAGGCUUGUGGAAUCAUUGUCGAGCUGAUCCGUUCAAAGAAGAUGUCUGGAAGGGCAGUGUUACUUGCAGGGCCACCUGGUACAGGAAAGACUGCCCUCGCGUUGGCUAUGGCACAGGAGUUGGGAAACAAGGUGCCUUUCUGUCCCAUGGUUGGCAGUGAAGUCUACUCGACCGAGAUUAAAAAAACAGAAGUAUUGAUGGAGAAUUUCCGGAGGGCUAUUGGACUGCGUAUCAAAGAAACAAAGGAGGUGUAUGAAGGGGAAGUGACAGAGCUGACCCCCUGUGAGACCGAGAAUCCCAUGGGCGGCUACGGAAAAACCAUCAGCCACGUCAUCAUUGGUCUGAAGACGGGCAAAGGCACAAAGCAGCUCAAGCUCGACCCUAGUAUUUAUGAGAGUCUUCAGAAAGAGCGAGUGGAACAGGGAGAUGUCAUCUACAUUGAAGCAAACAGUGGAGCUGUCAAGAGACAAGGUCGUUGUGACACCUUUGCUACAGAGUUCGACCUGGAAGCAGAGGAGUAUGUGCCACUGCCCAAAGGUGAUGUCCACAAAAAGAAGGAGAUAGUCCAAGACGUCACACUGCAUGACCUUGAUAUUGCAAAUGCUAGACCCCAGGGAGGCCAGGACAUUCUCUCCAUGAUGGGACAGCUGAUGAAGCCAAAAAAGACAGAAAUAACAGAUAAGCUACGUGCUGAGAUCAACAAGGUGGUGAACCGCUACAUUGACCAGGGCGUAGCUGAGCUGGUACCUGGUGUCCUGUUUGUGGACGAGGUGCACAUGCUGGACAUCGAAUGCUUCACAUACCUCCACAGAGCGCUCGAGAGCACCAUAGCCCCUAUCGUUGUUUUUGCCUCUAACAGGGGAAACUGUUUAAUUAGGGGAACAGAGGACAUCAGCUCUCCACACGGGAUUCCUCUUGACUUGCUAGACAGAGUCAUGAUAAUCCGCACUAUGUUGUACACAUCACAGGAGAUGAAGCAGAUCAUCAAGAUCCGCGCACAGACUGAAGGGAUCAACGUUAGCGAGGAAGCACUUACACACCUGGCAGAGAUCGGCACCAAGACCACCCUCAGAUACGCUGUUCAGCUGAUGACUCCAGCCAGCCUGCUGGGCCGUGUUCAGGGAAAAGAGAACGUGGAGAGGGAGCAGGUAGAGGAAAUCAACGAGCUGUUCUACGACGCAAAAUCUUCUGCCAAAAUCCUCCAAGAUCAACAUCACAAAUUUAUGAAAUAAAAUAACAAUAAAUGUUUUUUCUUUCGUGACUCACAGGGCUGGUGUUCACCCAGCUGUUAAAUGUUUGACUUUGAGUCUUUUGUACGCCCACCCACCAUAUGGCUCAUUCUUGUGCCGCCACCUCAUUUAUUGUAGUUUUGUUCUGAUAAAGAUUUAUUCAUUCUGUGUGUUCAUGACAUUUUUUCAAUAAAAAGAAAAACAAACUCAAAUUUA